Molecule: messenger RNA, 3261 nt
Organism: Mesorhabditis belari
Lineage: Eukaryota; Metazoa; Nematoda; Chromadorea; Rhabditida; Rhabditidae
Source: the annotation of a GenBank genome assembly
AUGCAAUUCGACGAUGAAAUUGUAGAUCUCGCCGUGCCGGUCGAUGUUGAGGCGCUCGAAGAUGCUGUGAAAACGUGCAUGGAGACGAGGAGGAUAAUCGACCUUUUCGAGCGGCACAAAGUGCAGAAUAGAUCGCGGAAAUUGAAUAAAACGGACAUCGACGCAAUUCACAACGGGAAAACAUAUGCCGACUUCAUGCUCGAAGUGGCGACCUUUGAAGGGACAAACGACAUGACACAAAUGAGGCCGAUUGCGAAAGGGAAUUUGUCAAGAUUGCUGAAGGGCCGAGACAGCCGAUCAGUGACCCCGAAGCAAACGUCAACGCGACCCUGUGUCAUGCCGAGCAAUACGGAGAAGCUGGCUCCCGACAAUAAACAGCAACAGUGUCCAUUCUGCAAGAGCACGCGUUUCCGUGUCAUCGAUCCGGGUCGUUCCGAUGGGAGAAGGAUUCUCGAAUGUGCUCGUCUCAGCUGCUUGGCGUCGCUCGAUUUCACGGAUUUGCCAGAGGGGACGAUGAUCGGGGAGACAUUGCAAAAGGGCGGUAAUGGUUGGUAUCUACGCGAUCCCCGGUGCAGCUUCUAUCCAAACGAGUCCUCCCAAGCGGAUUACCCUUUUGGGCUCGAUGAAUCGAAGUGUAUCGGGACCGCUAUUGUUUAUCAAUGCAAAUCUCGAUGCUCAAAGGGUUUGCAGUCGAAAAAAGAACGUGAUUCUGCGAAUGUUGCUGCCGCCGAUCGUCUCGAGUUUCAGCUAGCUGGCCUUUACACGAUACACUCUGGUCAGAAUUGUGCCCAUUUGCAAGCGGAUCAUGUGAUUUUGUCUGAAGCCGCUCAGUAUGCGGUCGACUACGCCAACAGCUAUAUUCUGAACGAUUUGAAUCUUCACAUCAAUCAUCUAAUGGCGGAUACGUGUGAUGAUCGCUCAACAACUCUACAAGAGACCGUUUACAUGACAAGGAAUGGAUUGGGCUUCUGCAAGGGGAAUCUCACACGCGAUGAGCUCUCGAAUACCCUUUUGGCGGCUGUCGGCUCGUUCAACUGUGACCUGGCCGAGAAUAUUAAUUAUCUGUUACAGGCUUUCUGCAUCCCGGUGAUUUCCUCGUUGUGCACCGCGAGUCAGCUCGACAACAAGGAGAGUUUUCCGUUUUUCGCGAGAACGGCUUCUGAUGAUAUGUACAGAGCCCAAGUGAUGUACGAUGUGCUGAUGUCACAAGAAUGGUACCACAUCGCGGUGAUCACCGACGUGAGCACAACUGGGCAAUCGCUUUGGUCGCAAUUCUAUAAUAUGCUCUACUAUUGCACGAUGCCGGUUGUCACGAAUUUGCUCUUUCGCUCGCCUUGCAUCGAGCGAACGUUCGAGAUCGAUUGCAACAAUUCGCAGAAGUUUCUCUUUCACACAAACGAGCUGAAGAGCUUUUUGGCGAAGAGACAAGUCUCUGUUUACAUGCUUUUCGCCGAAGAUUCUUGCAUAAACAAGAUUCUCCUCUACAUACAAGGAGCCGGAUAUAUUCGGGGUGACCUGCAAUUCGUCCUUCCCUCAAUGGCACUCAACAAUUCGUUGGACAUCCUCGAGUACGCGUACGCGGUGGACACCUAUGGAGAACCGGUCGACUCUUUCAUCGAACAACUCAAAGCCACCACAAUUCAGGAGACAGAAAAUCAAUUCCUCAUUGAACUGAUUAUGAUCGACAAUGUUUGCUGUUGGUCAUCCGAUUUUUACGAGCAAACAGAUUGCCCGUUUAGUGUCGCUUGCACAGGGAAUGAGACAAUCAGAAAUUUACCGACAUUUGGCAUGUCACAGGCUCGCAAAGUGAUGGAUUCGGUGAUGUGGUUGGCGCGCGCCGUUCACGGACUUUAUUCAGAGUUUUGUAUCGGUUCGAUCGGCUAUUGCAAGACGUUUGUUGGCAAUUUCACUGGAGAGGCGUUUUUUGCGAAAAUGCUCAACACGAAUUUCACCUCAUUCAAUAGCUCCGAGAUUUUUCAGGUUCUGAAUGGCAGCGGUUUACCGGUGUACAACGUUUGGCAGCGACAAGACGCUACUUGGGUGACGGUGUUGAAGCGUUAUAAUCCUUUAUUUGGUCCGGAUCCAUCGGAUGAGAACAUGGAGCCGAUCGACAUUCCGAUUUUUGACAGAAUCCACACCGAAGCCGCGGAUUGUCAGCGAACUUGCGACAAACAAGUUCUGAAUUUCCAAGGACAAUCGUGUUGUUGGACGUGUCAAUCGUGUGCCGAGUAUUUCUAUAUAAAUCAGACGUUAAUGGAAUGCAUCCCAUGCCCGGAGAAUCAAAUCCCAGACGAGAAUUUGGCGAAAUGCGUGAGCGUGGAGAAGAGCGAGCUCUUUCUCGAGCCGACCAGCGAGAUGAAUGUGAUCAUCGUGCUGAACGCGAUCGGAAUCCUUUUAACUCUUCCGGCAAUCGUUUUACUGUUCUAUCGUCGAAAAACGCCGAUGGUCCGCGCCGCGACUCCGGAUUUAGCCUAUCAACAGAUUGGAUUUAUCAGUCUACUUUUCAUCACAUCAGCUCUCAUGAUACCCAGCACCUCGGGAAUCGUUUGCGGCUGUGUUUGGGGCUUCUCGGCGUUGCUUCUCACCGCCACUCACUCGGUCUCGUUGUCGAAGGCGUUGCGCAUCAGCCGGGCUGAAUUUUUUGUCCGUUUUAUUUCUCGUGGUGCGAAGAGUCCGCAAAAAGCGUCGAUUUUUUUGCAUCUUAUUAUGAUUUUUAUUCAAUUGUUUAUUGUCAUUUUGUGGAUUCUCCUCCGACCACCGCGAAUUGUUUGGGAAAGGCGGACGCAGUUCCCGAAAUGCACGAGUAACAAUGAGAGCCAAACAAUCGUGCUAUUGUUGAAUCCAGCCGUUUUAUUGCUCAUCACUUUGUAUUUUCAAAAGCAAGCGAUGGGAAAUCAGUACAUGUAUCAAGUGAAACAAGCACGAAUCGGUCUAGCAGGCACGCUGUGCUUUUUGGUGAACUACCUGGUAUUGAUGGCGUUGAUUUUGAUUGAUCAAUCGACCGAGCAAGUGCGCACGAUUGUUUUAAUGUGUAUUCCGAUGAUUACCGGCUAUAUCGCCUGGGUGACGAAUCUGUUGCCCACCACUUGGGAGGUUUUGACAAAAUCGAAAAAAAAUCAUCAGGAAUAUGUGACUCGACAACGGAGUCGACAAUUUCAACAAGGAAACAUCAUGUAUUAUGUGGAAUCGGUGAUAUUCAAUCGACCAAAAGGCCACACAAUAGCCACGAUCGACUCGGCGGUGAAUUCAGUGAUUGAGAAA